Messenger RNA from Monodelphis domestica (gray short-tailed opossum), 8262 nucleotides. It is a transcript of the gene LPCAT1, whose product is annotated as lysophosphatidylcholine acyltransferase 1. Gene Ontology annotation, cellular component: endoplasmic reticulum. NCBI's taxonomy places the organism in Eukaryota, Metazoa, Chordata, Mammalia, Didelphimorphia, Didelphidae. The record is from RefSeq and is a predicted model, not a curated record. Gene Ontology annotation, molecular function: lysophosphatidic acid acyltransferase activity; calcium ion binding; 1-acylglycerophosphocholine O-acyltransferase activity.
GCGUGCGCGGGGCUCGGCUCAACUAGGGCUGGGGAGGAGGAGGCAGGAGCUGCUUCUGCUGCUCGGCGCUCUGCGGGAGAAGCAGCCGCUGCCGCUGCCGCUGCCGCCGCCGCCGCCGCCGCCACCACCGCCACCGCCACCGCGGGGCAUCCUCCUCCUCUUCCUCUUCCUCCUCUUCCGCCUCUCCUGUGUCCCCUCCCCGCUCUCAUUCCUUGGAGCUGCUUUGCUCCCUUUACCACCUAGUUCCAGCGGGAGCCGCCUUUGGGUCUUCUCCCCUCUGUGUCUUCCUCCCCCCUCCCACAGCCCGGCGGGAACCGGGGGACCCCCGGGGGCGGCGGCCACUGCUGCUGCUGCUGGAGGGGGGACGGGCUGAGAUGAGGUUGGUCCAGAGAUGCCGGUCCCCUUCUUCCUCCCUCUCUUCCUCCUCCUCCUCCUCCUCCCCUGGGGCGGCGGUGGGGGCGGGGGGCGGUGAGAAGCAGGGACUGGCCCCCCCUGGGAAGAACCCCUUCGUUCACGACCUGCGUUUCACACCGUUGCAGAAAGUCCAGAUUGCCUUCAUGACUUUGACCUUGUUUCCAAUCCGACUUUUGUUCGCUGCAUUUAUGAUGUUAUUGGCAUGGCCAUUUGCAUUUGUUGCUUCUUUGGGAUCUGCUGAGAAAGAACUUGAAAAGCCCCUGGCUUUAUGGAGAAAGGUAGUGGACUUUCUGUUGAAAGCCAUCAUGCGGACAAUGUGGUUUGUUGGUGGAUUUCACUGGGUAACUGUAAAGGGCAGACGGGCCUUACCAACAGAAGCGGCCAUCCUGACUCUAGCCCCACAUUCCUCCUACUUUGAUGCCAUUCCUGUAACAAUGACCAUGUCUUCUAUCGUGAUGAAGGCAGAAAGCAGAAACAUUCCGAUAUGGGGAACUCUGAUAAAAUAUAUACGACCAGUAUUUGUAUCUCGAUCUGACCAGGAUUCUCGAAGGAAAACUGUUGAAGAAAUAAAGAGACGUGCACAGUCUAAUGGCAAAUGGCCACAGAUAAUGAUAUUCCCAGAAGGAACGUGCACUAACAGGACCUGCCUCAUCACCUUCAAGCCUGGUGCUUUUAUUCCUGGUGUUCCUGUUCAACCUGUAGUUUUAAGAUAUCCAAACAAACUGGAUACAAUUACAUGGACAUGGCAAGGUCCUGGAGCGUUGAAGAUUUUAUGGCUUACCUUAUGUCAGUUUCAUAAUUUUGUGGAAAUUGAGUUCCUUCCCGUUUAUACACCUUCAGAAGAAGAAAAGAAAAAUCCAGCACUGUAUGCAAAUAAUGUGAGAAGCGUAAUGGCAAAGGCCUUGGGAGUUUCUGUAACAGAUUACACAUUUGAAGACUGCCAGCUGGCAUUGGCUGAAGGACAACUUCGUCUCCCUUCAAACACCUGCCUUUUAGAAUUUGCCAAGCUUGUGAGAAGCCUUGGGUUAAAACCAGAAAAACUUGAAAAAGAUCUGGAUAGAUACUCAGAAAGUGCCAAGAUGAAGAACGGAGAAAAAAUUAAUCUUUCAGAAUUUGCUGAAUACAUGGAAGUCCCAGUUUCUGAUACACUGGGUGACAUGUUUGCUUUGUUUGAUGAGGAUGAAAGUGGUAAAAUUGACCUACGAGAAUAUGUAAUUGCUUUAUCUGUAGUAUGUAGACCAUCCAAGACUUUGGAAACAAUUCAGCUGGCUUUUAAGAUGUACGAAUCCCAGGAAGAUGGAAGCAUAAAAGCAGAGGACUUGGCUUGUAUUCUGAAGACUGCCAUAGGUGUUGCAGAGCUUAAUGUAACUGAACUUUUUAGAGCUAUAGAUGAAGAAGAAAAAGAGAAGAUCACAUUUGCUGACUUCAGCAGGUUUGCAGAAGUGUACCCAGACUUUGCAGAAGAAUAUUUAUAUCCAGACCAAGCAAGUUUUGAAAGCUGUGUUCAGACACCCUCUGCUCCCACUCCAAAUGGUUUCUGUACUGACUUCAGCCCCGACAAUAUUGAAGAUGAGAGGAAUCCCUUUCAGAAGAAAUUGAACUAAUACUGAAGGCAUCAUCUCCUUCUCCUGGUGAGGAGGAGAAACCCUUACCUAGGUUCCAUGAUCAUUCCAAUACACAUGAAAAUAGAGACUCCCUGUUAUUUGUGUGAGAAUUUCUCAUUUUUCUUUAUCUCCCAUGCAAUGUAAAUUUAUUCUCUUCAAACUUAUCUGGAAAGAUUUGGGUUUGAGUUUUUUGUUGUUGUUUCUUUGUAAAAAGUCUGUGAGCACCAAGACUGUGAAUGUGCUACCUUCCUUGUCCUGUAUGUGUAUUCGAAAAGAAGCCACACAGUUAUUUAUAUUCCAUUGUUUAAUUUCAUGUACAAAGUGUCUUAGGGAGUGUGCACGUAUAAAGAAUACUGUAGCAGCUGUGGUCUUAAGUGCACUUUGGUGAUCAGUGUAUUUCUGUGUUUGAGGGCAGUCAAAUUCAGACCGUCUUCAGUACCAAAUUUAACAAAUUAUGCAAAGGUGGUGGUUUAGUUUUGGGAGGGUACACAGUGGUCUAAAAAUCUGGUUUUUAAUUUUCAUUCAGACUUUGCAAACAGUCCCUUAUGUUGUCGAUUCCAUGGUAGUACAAAAAGUUAGCCACCUCUGACCCCAAGACACUCUUUGUCUACACUUGAAAAUUUUAAUUUGUUACAAGUGUGUGUUUGGGGGAGCAAUUCUAAAGAUGUGCCACCUUCCAAAUACAGAAUGUGGAGGGGGCAUUUUCUGUUUUCUAUGUCUGUCUAAAUCUGUGUGGGAGCUUGUAAAUGUUUUUAUACUCUUCAUUUAGAUACUUCAGGAAACAUUCAACACUUUUAUGAAAGGGAGACUUGUUUUUCUACAUUCCCUCCUUCCCCCACCCCAUAACAGUGUAUGAGGAAUAUUUAAUUAUAGUUCUGUAUUUUUUUAAUAUUAUAUGUACUAAGCCCUUGGUUUUGGCUCUGUGUUAUUCCAAGUAGACUUCUCCUGAGGCAAGCUAUCCUAGCCACUUGGAGUCUAGUCACCCCAAAAGGUACUCUUAACAGUCUAGCCCCUAACCCAAAAUAGCUUAUCUGUUUCCACUAAUUGUGUGUUAGGAUUCCUACUUGGUGUUUUUCCCCCUUAUUAAUUACUUUAGGGUUUUAUUUUAAAUUGGUUUAAUUCAGUGUAGAUUAAUCCAAUCAAAGUAUUUGUAUACUGCUGAAAACUCUAAAAGAUAAAAAAAUGGAAGACAACUUCUUUCUUAAUGAAAGGAGUUCAGCAGAUUACAGGAUAUUGUAUUAUUUUACUUAGUUUGAAAAACUACAAUAUGUUUGGAGUAGAAAAAUAAAUAUCCUCACAAACUUUUUUCUACCAAAUUGGUUUGGCUCCCCCUCCAUAUUUAAUUAUCCUUUAUGCAAAUAGAUAUCUCUUGAGCUAGGGGCUAGGUGAGGGUAGAGGAAAAGUGAACUAGGAAUAUUUUUCUUUAUGUUCAAUCUUCCAAGAAAGAGAAAUCUGUAUAAGGUCAGAACAUAGCUUGCCCUGUAAAAGAACAGAAUACAUAUAAGUAGCAAGAAGGGUCUGGAGCUUGCUUUUCAGGCACUAGUGCAGCCUUACGCAUUUGCCAUAUUAACUGUCCCUGUUCUAAAAUGUUGACUCCUAAGUGUCACCUGGUUAAACUGAUGUGGAAAAUCCUUCAUAUCAGGAGGGGGAAACAGUCUUACUGGGAUAUGUGUAUAGAAAUAUUUAUAUAUAUUUUAAUUGUUCUCUUUGUGUCAGAGAGAUAAAAUACAAAAGUGAUGCUUCCAGGAAGUUUGGAGGACAGAAUAAUUUGGUUUUCCCUUUGAUCCUAUUUGUGGUACGUGAUUUGCAUUCUUUUGUGGCCAGAAUUAAGCAGAAAUUCAUUCUUGAUGCCCAGUAAAUGGUUACAUGCUCUAACAUGUUUCCUCAAGCAUAUAAGUGCUUCUGGGCUUAUGUGAAAUAAUGUAGUUAUUUUCAUUUAUAAACAACUGGAUUUUGUAUUUUAGGCAUCUCCUCACAAAAUGAAUGUCAUAGCCAGGAAAAAAUAACAAAAGUCUCAUUUUCACUAAGGAUGUUUAAGUUAGGUGUGUUUUUUUUUUCCCCUACCAGAGGAAAUUUUGAGUACUUUAAAAUUUUCAGUCCUAUUUAGAUAAGUCAAAUUCUUUCCUGAAUUUUGCUAAUUUGUGUACAAGAAUGUAGAUUUCUAUUUUUUAUUCAGAUCAAGGGUGAAAUAAGUCUAUUAGAGUGAAUUUCAGAGCCUCAUAGGACCUAGUGGACACAAAACAACUCAAAUGUGGACUUAGUAGCUAAAAGUUACUAGUAUGUAUUUUGUAAAGGAUAGAAUGAAUACAUAUUCAUUGUGUCCUUUUAAAGAGAGAAAGAUCCAAUGUUCAAAUAUGAUAUUUUAAAAACAGUAAAUGGAAGAAAUUAAUAGAACUCAGAUCCUGAGGGGAAGGGACCAAAAAAAAAAAGCCCAAUUCUGAAGUUGCCUCAAUUCUUUCAGGUCUGUAUAUGAAGUGAUUUUUGUAUGAUAUGCCACUGGGCAUUUUCAGAAAAAAAAAUCUCUGAUCCACAGACUUGUAGUGAAUGUUUGUACCUCCUGAUUCUCUGUUUUUCUUAUGUAAUAACUCUAACUAGUUCAUGUGCAUUCAGAACUGUGAAUGUAGAUAAUCUUAUGGUAAAUAACUCUUUUUGUCAGGUGGGGGAGAAAGGAGAGCUUUAAUACUUUUUAUGCUACCAUGGUUUUGAAAACCAGGAUUAGCAGGCAUGAGACAGUUGGUCAGGCCUGUGAAUGUAUAUGUUGGGAGGGUGGGGAAUAAAUGGGGAUAGUCACAUCCAUUUUGUCAUUGUCUUUCACAAAAAUAAUUUUGAAUUUUAAAUGUUGAAAAAAUAAAAUGUAAAAAUCUUAUAUACUCAAGCAUAUAUUUUGUUACAUGUUGUCUUUUAUUGUAAAGACCAAACUAGAUGUUUCAUAUAUUUUGGAGGACAAAUUUAACCAAAGUUAAUAUUUAUAGUAGUACUUUUCUAGGUAAAAAGCAUUUUACUAAAAGAAAAAUAUGGUUUAGAUCUCACGAAGGAAAAAGAAUCCCAUAGAAAAAUUCUAUUUAGGACCCUUUUUUAAAACUACUGUGUAUGGAGGCUAUUUUGAGAGUCCAAGUUGUGGUUCCUGUUUGUCCACCUCUUGUACCAUGUUAGUGCUUUGUUUACAUUAAACAAUCUAAUCAGGGUAGUGCAUAAUUCCUAUAUCCAGUGCCCCUUAUAAAAUUGUAAAUGUAGAAGAAAUAAGAAUACUUUAAUCUUCCUCCAGAAUGUCUUCUAAUAACUGUAGCCAUACAUGUGCUGGCUUUUAAUAAUAUGCCAUUAUCAUUAGUAAUGUAACACUAUAAUUUUUUCUGGGAUAUUGACUGAGGCUCUGGGUUUAACUUUUUGUAACUCUUUAUUUCUCUCCAGGUUCAUCACAAAGAUCUCUAGUUUAAUCAUAGAUAAAUGAUUUUUAAAACUAAAACAGUCUGCUCUGCUCCCAUCUCUCUUUCUGGAGGGCAUGAACUAACUACCUCCUGAGUACCAAAGGGAGAUGAGCACCCUAUAGCCUACACCUCUUAACCUCAUAUUUCCUCUACCAGUAAGAUCAAUGCCUGGCUCACUGAAGGAAGGGGUGUUCAGGUCCUCACAGCAAGGUGCUGUCCAUCUGGGCUGAUCCUCUAGGAAAACUCAGUAUUCCCCUUGCAGGAAGCACAGGCUUUUCAGCCCCACAGUAAUGAAGCUGUUGGAUAGCCGUGUUGUCCAAGUGAAGCUGUGGUGGCUUCCCCUUCCUCCACCCAUGGUCCUUGAUUUUUGCUGUAUCUGUGCUGAAAAGGUGAGUGGCAUACUUCCUUCCUCCCCUGCAUCCCCCACUCCUUUAAAAGUACACAAAAGCACUAAACUCUCUUGGGACUGACUUCUUGCUCUACAACCAGGAAGUAGAAACAGAUGAGUCUGAUCUCAAAUAAGAGUUGCCAUUUCCCCUGAAAUGGUUUGGAUUUACUUUUAUUUUGUAAUAUUCUUAAUAUGAAGCUACCUUUGAAACAAGACUCCUGAAGAUCAUAUAAUGCACUGCUCCUGACACUUGGGUCACAUUUGAAAGUAAUAGCUGAUGUAGAUAUUUCUACCGAGGCAGCACGGCAUAGUAGAGAAGAGCUCCAGUCUCAAAGCCAACAAAGAUCUGGCUUAAAUUGCUGUCUCUGACCUAGCAAUGCCCUGGCUGACUGUGUGACCAUUGACAAGUCACUUAACCUGACAGUGCUAUAGGCCACCCAAUAAUACUAUAAAUUGUAGAAAAGUAUAAGUUGUAUCUUUAUUGGUAGAGGGAGUCUCCUCAUCCAGGAGUCCCCUUUAUCAAUGAAAUUGUAUAUCCUGUCCCCAUCCCUUCCUGAAGCAGUGAUGUUCUUUCAGCUUAUUAAAAUUGAAAACGUUUUCCUUUCCCUUCAUUUAUGCUAGAUAAUUCAUCCUGUCAGAGACAAGAUGUGGGGUUCCCCCACCCAUUCCAGUUUUCUUCCUAAGAAAGAUCAUCUUUGUUAAAAGAAAAGAACACAGCCACCCAACACAGACGAUCCUUACACUGAGUACCAUUACAAAGAAGGGUUCUAUACAGCAAAACUGAAUUGUGCUACCAGUACAGUAUAGAUAUUAUUUAAGCUAAUUCCAUAUUUUAUAAAGAAUAAUUCUUCAUUACAAAUAUUCUCUAGCUACACCUAUGUAAUAGUCAUGCUUUAAAAUGAAAGUCCUUAAUGGUUUACUGUCUGCUCCACAGGCAUCGAUGGAGAGUGUUAAAUUAAGCCAUAGCUGAACCCUUUGUAGUUUUCUUGACAUCAAGUAUGUAAGCUUGUCAAAGGCAGAAACUGUUUCCUUUUUCUCUUUGUACCCCAAGUGCCAAGUGCCAUGUAUUGGGCACUUAAUAAAUGUUUAUUAAUUGACUGACCAAGCAGUGGUUGCCCUUCACUUCCCCUCAUCCCUUUCCAACUCAAACAUUUCCAUUCUAUGUUCUCUUUCUCUCCACAUCCCCUCCCAAAAAGAACCCAGUCACUUAGACAAAGAUGCCGCUCAGAAUGAUCUUUGUGUUAAUAGUGGAGAAAGGCCAAGAGUUUUGUACAUGGCACCAGCCUUUGACUAAUGUCUCCUGGAUCUCAAGCAUUUUUCGAAUAUGCUAAUUCACUAGAGGGGGUGACACUAAAGCCCCUCUCUUCAAGAUACUCUAGACUAAGAAUGUAAUUUAUGACAACACAUUUUUUUUAUUUUUCUGAAACCCUUACCUUCCAUCUUGGAAUCAGUACUAUGUAUUAGUUCCAAGGCAGAAGAGUAGCAAAGGCUAGACAUUGGGGGUGAAGUGACUUGCCCAGGGUCACACAGCUAGGACAUGUCUGAGGUAAAAUUUGAACCUAGGACCUCCCAUCUUUAGGCCUGACUCUCAGUCCACUGAGCCAUCCAGCUGCCCCCAACAACACAUUUUAAAAAAACAUCCCUUUAAAAUAAUUCAGUGGACUUACCGAGUUCAAUGUGGUGAUAGAUAUGUACAGCGUACCAUCAUUUUGAAGCUCUUUUUCUCCUUAAUGUCUUCUACCAUGACAAAGAUGAAACUCCUUGGCACAGAUCCAUCUCCCAAAUAUCAUCCAUGUGUUCUAGGUAUAUAAAUACACUGACCUUGCACUAAAUUAAAUCAUAUUUCAUAGCCUAAAAGGGGGAAACACUAGCAUAUUUUAUGGUGAGAGUUUGACCAUGUGUUAAUUCUUCACCUCCCUCUCUCUCACCUCAAUGAUAGCUUUGGGGACUAAAAAAACCCUUAGUUUCAUGGUUUAUAUUAACUUUUAUGGAAAAAAGCACAUCCAUUGAGAAUUUUGACUAUUUUGUAUAUUUUCUCAAGUUUUUAAAUAGGCUGAGUCUAACUAUCUCACAUGAUUUAGUAAUAUUCAGUAAACAAUUUCUUAAAGGAAAAUACCUCAAUUUGAGAACUUUUUCUUGUUAAUUGUUAAGUAGAAUUAUGUCUUGUUUUGAUAUCAACUGUAAAAUACUAUGGUUUGCCCUGAGCCAAACAACAAUGCAAUUCCAUCAUUUCAAAUCAUGCUUUGAGAAGGAUGCUGACUUCCUUAAAGGUAAUAAAUGUGUGUCAGUAUUUGUUAUUCCACAGAGCCCUUUGAAAGUCUUAACGUGCACUAUGGAAUCACUGCUCAUUCUGAAAAACAACUUUUUCUUGUGACUGGCUUGUUAUAAGUUGACUUUUCAGUGUAAAGCCAAAUAAAAAGGUAGCUAUUAA